This is a messenger RNA of Suillus discolor, 519 nucleotides long. RefSeq names its product nucleotide excision repair TFIIH subunit. Gene Ontology annotation, cellular component: transcription factor TFIIH core complex; transcription factor TFIIH holo complex. The record is from RefSeq and is a predicted model, not a curated record. NCBI's taxonomy places the organism in Eukaryota, Fungi, Basidiomycota, Agaricomycetes, Boletales, Suillaceae. The transcript has 4 exons. The coding region runs from base 226 to 426 and encodes 66 amino acids. Gene Ontology annotation, biological process: nucleotide-excision repair; transcription initiation at RNA polymerase II promoter; transcription by RNA polymerase II.
ACUGUAACGCUUGUGUUACUCACGCGCCCAUCACCAACUUCACUGCUUUCAGUGCGUUUCACGGCAACGCUGAGAACAAUUCUGUCUUCUUCUCAUUGAUUACCAUUGGCGUGUUCCACAGCUCGUUUCUGGGAAGUAUUUCGCACAUACUGGUAGCCUGGAUUGUGGAGUUGCGUGGAAAGUCGUGAGCUCUGCCGUCACAGACUCGGAAGCGGUCGCUCAAGCAUGAGAGCCAUUAAAGGAGUGCUUUUAACUUGUGACUCAGCUGUUAAGCAAAUACUACUCACGAUGAACGAGAAGGAUCCUUUCGUUAUUGAGGAUUUAGAUGAUUACCAUCUAGUUAUCAAGGCAGAUGAGGAAUAUAGAGUGAGAAGGGAGCUCGAAGCUGAGUUGGAGAAGAACACAUACAGUCUAGAAACAAACUAGUUUUUCACCCUCAUUCUACGGCAUAAGUACUUUCCCUACUGUGGCCUUAGGUCUGUCUGUGACACUGCCCAUAAUCUAUCGGAUUGGGCUCGA